UUUCCUUGUUUUCUUUUUAUUUAUAUGGCUAAAGAACCUUUUACUGAUGGUUUUAAUUUCCUUUGCAAGGUCUAACUCUGCUUGGCUUUUGUCAGGUCUCACUUUUUCCCCUACACUUGCUGACUUCCAAGAGGUAGCUUUCCUUGCUGAUCCAUUCCUUGUAGGUUUUCUGUUAUCUUUUAAUAACAUGUUUGAGAUGCUUGUUCAUCUAGUUUGGUCUGCAAUCCUUCCCUAUGAAUUUUUUUCCUAUUGUUUGGGAUGCAGACUUUAGAUAGUUUCUGCAACUUUGAUUUAACAUAACUGCAAACCCCCGUCACGUUCAGAUCCUGGAGUUCUUCAGUCCACUUCCCUAACUAAUUCCUUUUAAGUUUUUGCCCUUUUUGAAAUCAAGGACCCUAGUCACUGAUCUAUUUUUGAUAAUUCAGUUUUAACUAAAUGGAAGGAUAAACUCACAUUCACUCAAACAAAGGUUGUACGCUACUACCAAUUCUUUUGAGGUCCUUGCUACUUACCAAUACCAAAUCUAAAAUGGCAUCACGUCUUGUAGGUUAGUAACUAUAUGGUGAAUAACUCUGUCAGCUAUCCCAUCCAGGAAUAGCUGGGGCCUACCAUUAUAAGUAGCAUUUACCCCCCAAUCUAUAUCUGGGCAAUUAAAGUCUCCCAUAAUCACACAAUUCCUAGUAAUAUUUAUUUAAUUAAAAAUAUUAGAGGUCUCUAUCCAAAUCCGACCCUGGGGGUCUGUAGCAGACCAAAUCUAAAUACAGUUGGAAUACACAAGGGUGUAACUAGCUGAUGCUGUGCAAUUUAGAAGAUGGACUGCUUCAAAAACAACUUGCCUAACCUUUAAUAAUCUAAGGUUGUGACAAUAAAGCUAAACAUUAAUUAUGUAUUUCACUGAAAUUAUUGAAACAAGUGGAAACCGAUUGGUCUAGUUUUGUCAUCCCCCACUUUCUGAUUAUCAGUCACUAGCAUAAUGCUCUUUGGCUUACCAACACUGCAGGGAAAUAUUUUAAUCUUCCUUCUUCACCGUGAAAGAAAUCUUGGAGUCAUUGUGGAUAGUUCUCUGAAAACAUCCACUCAAUGUGCAGCGGCAGUCAAAGCUAACAAUGUUGGGAAUCAUUAAGAAAGGGAUAGAUAAUAAGACAGAAAAUAUCAUAUUGCCUCUGUAGAAAUCCAUGGUAUGCCCACAUCUUGAAUACUGCGUACAGAUGUGGACGCCCCAUCUCAAAAAAGAUAUAUUGAAACUGGAAAAGGUUCAGAAAAGGGCAACAAAAAUGAUUAGGGGUAUGGAAUGGCCGCCAUAUAAGGCGAGAUUAACAAGACUGGGACUUUUCAGCUUCGAAAAGAGACCACUAAGGGGGACGUCUAUGAUAGACGUCUAUAAAAUCAUGACUGGUGUGAGAUAGUAAAUAAGGAAGUGUUAUUUACUCCUCAUAAUACAAGAACUAGGGGUCACCAAAUGAAAUUAAUAGGCAGCUGGUUUAAAACAGAAGUAUUUUUCACACAACUCAGUCAACCUGUGGAGCUCCUUGCCAGAGGACAUUGAAGGCCAAGUCUAUAACGGGGUUAAAAAAAAAAAAACCCUCCAUGAACUUAUCUAGGUUAUGUCCAUCAAGACUAUUAGCAAGAUGGUCAGGGAUGGUGUCCCUAGCCUCUGUUUGCCAGAAGCUGGGAAUGGGCGACAGGGGAUGGAUCACUUGAUGAUUACCUGUUCUGUUCAUUCCCUCUGAAGCACCUGGCAUUGGCUACUGUCGGAAGACAGGGUACUGGGCUAGAUGGACCUUUGGUCUGACCCAAUAUGGCUGUUCUUAUGCAAUCCUCUGUUUUCACUGAAGUUGUACUAAAACGUUGCUUUUUUUUAUUAGAUUUUUCUAAAAUGUAUGGGAGAAAAGGAAUAGAUUUAGUAGGCAAAGCAAUGUUGUUUACAGUGCUCAAUGUUUUAUCUCCCAUGCACAGAUACUGGGCAAACUUGAAACUUUGGUUCAAGCAAAAGAUCAGUAAAGAAGAGUUUGAUCUGGAAGCUCGCAGACUCCUCACUCAAGAUAAUGUCCAUUCUCACAAUGAUUUCCUCCUGGCUAUUCUCACUCGAUGCCAAAUCCUGGUUUCUGCACCAGAGGGUCCUGGGCCUCUGCCGUGGACGGGUGGUUCUGCAACCAAACCUGGAAAACCCAAAGGAAAGAAAAAGUUUUCUUCGGUUCGGCAGAAGUUUGAUCACCGAUUCCAGCCUCAGAAUCCAUUGUCUGGCGCCCAGCAGUUUGUGGCAAAGGAUCCUCAAGAAGAUGAUGAUUUGAAGCUGUGUUCCCAUACAAUGAUGCUUCCCACGCGGGGCCAGCUAGAAGGAAGGAUGAUAGUCACUGCAUAUGAGCACGGGCUGGACAAUGUCACCGAAGAGGCAGUGACGGCUAUUGUCUAUGCUGUGCAGAAUCACCUUAAGGAUAUCCUGGCAUCUGUAGUAUCCAGGAGGAAAGCCUAUCGCCUGAGAGAUGGUCAUUUCAAAUACGCCUUCGGAAGCAAUGUUAACCCACAGCCUUACCUGAAGAACAGUGUUGUUGCCUAUAAUAAUCUAAUUGAAUGUCCUCCUACCUGCGUGGCACCUUCUGCGGGUCAGAAUCUAGCCUCCCACCCCGCUCCUGACGAUGCUGAACAGCAGGCGGCUCUCCUCUUAGCAUGUUCCGGGAAUACUUUACCAGCUACUCUCCCUCCCGUGAACAUGUAUGACCUUUUUGAGGCAUUACAGGUGCACAGAGAAGUUGUUCCAGCACACACCGUCUACGCUCUAAACAUUGAGAGAAUAAUCAUGAAACUUUGGCAUCCAAACCACGAGGAGCUGCAGCAAGACAAAAUCCAUCGCCAGCGCUUGGCAGCAAAGGAAGGGCUGCUGCUAUGCUAAAGUGAGAAUGGCCGGCAUUGAGGCGGGCUGUCAUUUUGUGAACUCGGUAGCGGGGUCUCCUCAGCUUUGCCGUUAUGAAAACAGUGUCGAAUCUUGCAUCAUCGUGUCAGCAUUUCAAGGCAGAAAUGUGUAAUAUGUGUAACCUUUUCCUAUGGAAAUGUGACCCAAGGGUAGUACAUCUUGUUUGCUAUUGUGAAGCCGUAGAGUCAACCCAACUCUGGAUUACUCUGACUGCUUGGGGCUGCACUGCUCCAACUGCAUUUGAAAAGGAAUGGAAGUUAGACUGUGUCCUGUGUAGGGAAAAAUGUGAGUGGCAGGGGGAGAAGGAACUAUUUAGUUUUAACUAUUUAGUUUUGUUUAGUAGGUGUGAUGGAUCUGUGCUGGCAAACAGUCUACUGCCAUAAAGGGCCUGACAGAGUGCAUGACUAUUUAUCACGCUUGCCAGUGACUGUCCGGGUUGCAGCCUGAACCACUGUGCUUAAAAUCCAGGUGAAGAAACAUGCCUGUGGCAAAGUACCUUUCCUUUGGUGUAACUAGGACUUCCCUGUGAAGGGGAGAGGUCUGCUCCUCACUGCCAGAAUGGUUGUCAUGCGUUCUCCCUCUCUGCGCCCCGUCAGUGUCACCAGGGAGAACCCAGAUCCUGCCAUUGUCCGGUGGCGGGGGAGGCUCAGACCACAGAAAGAGUUGGAAGGAGUAUGGGAUGUUGCACUUGUCAAAGGGGCAGAUCCAAAGCCCAUUGAUCUCCCUGGGUUUUGGGGCAGGCCCAAAGUGCAAGUGCCCUGCUGUGGCAGGUAUUCGUAUUGGAAAAGGCUGUGUUCUGAGAGUGCCUGUGGUGUAAUCACACUAGUAUAUAGCUUACCAAAGUAUGUUCAGAGCAUGUAUGAAGUUGGAAAAGCAGUGUCUCUUAGUACCCAGGGCUUGAUCCAGCUCUCCAUGAGCUCAGUGCGAGUCUUUCUCCUGAUUUCAUUGGGAGCUGGAUUGGAGUUCUGGGGAGUCAAGACACCCAAGUGAAGAUGAGUAUAUUGCCCACGUGGACCCUCCAUUUAUACCCUGGCAUCCUCCACUUCUGGAUCUGGAGUAUGAGAUUGUGACACACAAAUUAAAGGGCCUAUGAUUUCUAUGCUGAGAGAGGAAAGCUGUUUAAAACACACUGAAAUAUAGAGCCAAUCUUUCAAACUGGUGGUUAGGCUGGACUGUGUUUGGGGCUGUAGCCCAGUAUACCCAAAUCAGUGCUGUUUUACCUAUUCAGAAAACUGGACUAUGGCAGCUUCCUGUAAUGCGGUGCUAGGAGGGGAGACUGAGGGGAUGUCUACACUGGAACUGGAAUGUGUCAUUUCUAGCUAGAGGAAACAUCCCUGCACCAAUGCACUAAAAACAGAAGUCACACCGCCCCAAGUAUGUACCUAGCAUUUCCGGUGGGAUUGUACUCAGGGUGGCUAGCCACUUAUACUGUGGCGGCUACACUUCUGUGUCUAGUGUGCUAACUCUGAGCUAGAGCAGGUAUGUCUGCUCAAACUGGAAAUUACACCUCCAGCUCCCCUGUAGACAUACCUUAAAGGGCUCCCUGUACCCACUCCUUUCCCCCUCCUCAGAAUAUGCUUGUACUGGGGCAGCUAUAAUUUAAAAAAAAAAAAAAUUGUUUCACUAGAGUACUCAAAACACAGAGCCAGUCUCCAUCUCUCCUCUGGCUGCCUUCCCUAUAAUUGGUGAGGGGCUCAGAUCCCUCACAUCCAAUCCCUGACCUAUUAGUUUGCCUAUGCUCCAGGGAAUCCCCUUAACAAACAAUAGGUUCUGGUUCUGGAGGAUCACUAAUGUAACAAGAUGGCUCCCCGUUGGUUGGUACUUCCUGUUUUUCUGAAGCUUCCCGGGGGAAGGGGGCGUGGAAGUGUACUACGUACCAUGGUGUGAGGGGUAGCAAGGGUGGAGACUGCAGUUUAUAUCCAGUGGCUCAGGAUGAGAAGGACCCUAGUGAGUUAUGAAGCCAAUUCCAGGAGAUGGUGGUGGAGGAAGAAGCAGCAUGAGGGACCUGGUAAAGCACGUGGUCACUAGUAGCAAGGACCUUGCAGUAGCAGCUCCCAGCCUCCUAAAGCUUAGCUGUUUCUGAGCAUAUGUGGAAUCUGGGAGAGGACACAGAUUCUCCCUCCCCCCCUCUUCCCAACACCCAUUUUUUCUUACUUCAGGUAUAUGUAGCAGAAUGAGCCUUAAACCCCACCAGUUUGAAAUCCACUAGUUUUAGAAGGCAAUUCUUAAAACCAAGACUGAACUAUAAAACUUACAAUAUAUACUAGUGAGAUCAGCAGGGCACCUGAAGUACUACUGGCUUUGGGGUGGGGGUGGGGGAUUUCCCAGCUAGUCAUAAUGCUUUGAUAUGGAAUGAAAACAUUAAGUGUGUUUGCUAGAAAUUUAAAUAAGCAGCCUCUAAAGUGUCAUACAUUUUUAAAUAAAAUGCCUUAGUGCUGAAAUGAAA
Molecule: messenger RNA, 5357 nt
Organism: Malaclemys terrapin pileata
Lineage: Eukaryota; Metazoa; Chordata; Testudines; Emydidae
Gene: TADA1
Product: transcriptional adaptor 1
Exons: 7
Coding region: 1799-2890 (363 amino acids)
Biological process (GO): regulation of transcription by RNA polymerase II
Cellular component (GO): SAGA complex
Molecular function (GO): transcription coactivator activity
Source: RefSeq, a predicted model, not a curated record